AUGAUUUUUGAAGGCUCUCAGGUGGAAAUUGUUAAUCCGACCAUAAAUGGCCAACUUCCCUAUUUGACGAAAGAUCUCGGUCAUGCGGACGGGAUCGAGGGAGUCGGAUCAGACGACUUUGUGGAGUCUGCCAGACAGGCAAAGAAAUCAUCAAUUAAGAAUCUUCAGCAGCUAAUGUUCACGAACGAAGGAAAAAAUAGUAAUCAUUCUUAUCUGAUGCCACACGAGCAGCUCCGUUUUUCCACCCGUCUGGAAGAAGACGAGGUACGCGCUGGAGGAGUAACGAUGAAAGCCGCUCCUCUUUGGGCGCCGUCAGGCAAGUGCGCGACAACGCCGGAAGAAUAUGUUCUGCUGGCGGAAUUUGGAAAUUGUUCUGUUACCGAGCUUCUGUCUGACUACGAUAUCGACUUCCGUGUCAAGUUGUCUAAGAAAAGGUGGGAAAAGGCUCAGCUGCGGACGGAAAACUGGCUCAAAAUUCAACUUCCAAUGAUGGCAAAAAAGAAUAUUGUCGUGCCAGUCAUUUACUUGCCUGAUGAUAGGCAGUUCGAAAUACAUGUUCAAAACUUGAAAGAACUCCUCAAAAACUAUGAAGGAACAGUUUGCGGCUUAUCCAUUCGUGGAUUAAACGUCAACGAAGAUAUCGAUUUUGAUAAUUUGGAAAAAAGAUUGAAAAUGCUCCCCGAUGGAGCAAGAAUUUGUCUGGAUCUCGCAAAGCCGAAGGAAAUUGUCCUCGGUCGACUAGCGGGAGUGAACAUCUUUGGCGGACAAUUUGCGAGCACGCAAGCUUCGAAUCAUAAAGCGAUGAUCUUGCCCACUACCGCACAGCCUUCAAGAGUGCCUCAGAUGAUUUCUCUUGCAGAAAAUGAUCAUGCAGGUGACAAGAGUCAACUCUCACCCGACUCGCCGGUAGACCUCAGCCGAGCAUAUAUCCAUCACCUGACGAAUGUGAAAGAAAUCCUCGCGCAUAUUCUACUGAUGAAACACAACCUAGACCAAAUGAAUAAAUUUAUCGAACUAAUUCGCUCUUGCUCGAGCGAGGAAAGCUUGAGGAAUCUUUUAGAACUGUUCUAG
Molecule: messenger RNA, 1071 nt
Organism: Oikopleura dioica
Lineage: Eukaryota; Metazoa; Chordata; Appendicularia; Copelata; Oikopleuridae
Source: the annotation of a GenBank genome assembly